Molecule: messenger RNA, 369 nt
Organism: Lactuca saligna
Lineage: Eukaryota; Viridiplantae; Streptophyta; Magnoliopsida; Asterales; Asteraceae
Source: the annotation of a GenBank genome assembly
AUGACUCCGAAGGCCUUCAAGUUUCGCUCCUUUAUCAAGGUUGCGAAUGUUUCCUCUUCUGACAACGGAGUUGAUCAACUUCUCUUCGCUUUUUAUCUCAAAUACAUGAAGCCUCAAUACGAAACAUGGAGCAUGAUUAAGAUAACAACAGUGAAGGUCACUGGAUCUAUCGAAACUGACAGUUUUCCAAAUGCGAAGUUCAAAGUUAUCAAGGGUUCGGAGAGUCAAGUUCAUGAAAUUACUCUCGCAUAUUUGCCAUGUAUCAAUCCUUAUGACUGGAUCAUGCUCUACAAUAUUUUGAUGCGAGAAGAACAGAAGUACAAACCUGUUGUCAGUUAUCUCAAACUGCUGAUCCUUUCAUAUAUUUAA